Messenger RNA from Drosophila arizonae, 3072 nucleotides. RefSeq names its product centrosomal and chromosomal factor corto (gene corto). NCBI's taxonomy places the organism in Eukaryota, Metazoa, Arthropoda, Insecta, Diptera, Drosophilidae. The record is from RefSeq and is a predicted model, not a curated record.
UGUGUGUCUGUGCAUGACUGACGAAAGAAAAAAAAAUAGUCCUAAUGCAAAAACAACAACAAACAUCUUAACAUUUACGUUUGCGUCGUGAAACAGCUGUUAUUGAUCUCUCUCUCUCUCAAUUCAGCACGUCUCUGCCGAUUCAGCAUACCGCUCUCUGAUUUACGCGCUGAAUGCUCAAAAAGUAAAAAAAAAAGAAAUAGAAAUUAAUAACAGUGAAGCGUUCGUUUCAUUUCGCUUGCGCUGCUCAACGUGAACGGACGUGUUCGGGCAAACCUAUCCGCCUGUCGUUAGCGUAUGAUAAAUAAAACUAAACUGCACGCGUGUUUUUGCAUAUAAAUAAAGACUGAACCAACAACAAAAAACAAACAAGCAAAACACAAACUCAAUUUGCAGCUUAAAUAGUUUACGAAAAUAAACAAGACUGAUUAAACAAUACAAUAAACGGAAAAUAAUUGAAUUACGGGUGCGACACAGCAACAAAAAAUUAUAAAACAUCAACAAAACUAAACCGAAAACAAAUUCCAAAUAAAAAACAAUAUUUAUAAAACCRCAGCAGCAGCAACAUAUGGAUUAACGUUCCUCUUAUACACACAACCACACACACACUCUCGGAUAAACAGCAGCUUUAAUUACAGUUAAACGCUGUCUAUUUCUCACUUCUUGGAUUACCAGUGCCAAUUCAAACAAAAAAAAAAAAAAAAAAAAAGAAAGAAAGAAAAAAAAAAAAAAAAAAUUGUCAAAGUCUAAGUGCAGUGAAAAGCUCUAAAGAGAAGAAGAAAAAAUGAAAUGCUGAAAAAUUAAGCAAAGCGUAAACAAAAACAAAAAUAAAGCUUUAAAUCUUGUGUGUGUUGAACAGAAAACCAACAAGUAUAAAAUGACGAUGGCUGCGUGUUAUGCUAAUUACGACAUGUCCUCCAUGUCGUCUCUUUCGCACAGCAUGUCGGCGGCGCUGCAACAGCAGCAGCAGCAACAACAACAGCUGCAGCAACAACAGCACCAUCAACAGCAGCAUCAGCAACAACAGCACAUGUACCAUGCUGCAGUUGCGGCGCAUCAACAACAGUUGCUGCAACAGCAACGCCAACAACAACAGCAGCCACCCGCCAACAAUAACAACAACAAUGGACGCCAUGCAGUUGGGACACAGGUCACUGCUGCUAGCAGCCAGCGCGGCAGCAAUGUCUCAGCAACAGCUGCUGGCAACGGCGCCAGCAGCAGCAGCGCCAACAACAACAGCAGCAGCAGUGGCAGCAGCAGCUCAGUCAGCAGCAACAAGGACUACAGCAUUCCGUUGCACGUCGACUGCAGCGUCGAGUACGAGCUGCCCAAUCAGCCAAAGCCGCCCGCCGGGCAGCGCGUGGAGCCGCUGCUGAUGAUCCAUCCCUGCUAUUUCCGCAAAAUGGAGUCGCAGCGGCGCAGCCCGUUCGUCAACAAUAUGCAGGCGACGGCGACGGCGAGUGCGCGCAGUGCUGCCAGCAGUGCUGUGAGCAGCGCAGCGGCUUUGGGCAGCGGUGCGGCAACAGUGGCGUCGGCGCCCAGCAGCAGCAGUGCAGCGCGACGCAAGACCCAAAUGCAACAGCAGCAGCAGCAACAACAACAACAGCAGCAGCAGCAACAGCAACAACAACAGCAGCGACAGGCAGCCUACCAGCAGCAGCUACGGCAGCAACAGCAGCAGCAGCAAAUGUCACAAAUGUCGCAGCAGGCGCUGUAUCCAGUGCAGCAGCAGCAGCAACAGCAACAACAGCUGCGACAGCAGCAACAGCAGCAACAACAACAGCAACAUCGCAACCAAAGUCGUCAAAGCCAAAGCCAAARCCACGCAGCAGCCAACUCAGUCGCAGCCGCCGCAGCGGCAGCUGCAGCAGCAGUAGCGACGUCGGCAUCGAGUCAAUGGGAGCAAUUGGCCGCUGCGCUGACGCCACACCAGCAACAGCAGCAGCAGCACUCACACUCACACCCACACGCGCACACACACUCCCACCCACACACACACUCGCACCCACACACGCAUACGCAUCAGCAGCUGCAGCAUGCGGCGUCGCUGUAUUCGGCAAAAAGCAGCAAUGCGGCCGCCUCUGCCAACACCGGCGGCAAACGGGACGCUUUGCUGUCGGGCAGCAGCGGCAACAGCAACAGCUACACCAGCAGCACUGUCAAGCACCAGCAGCAGCAACAGCAGCAUUGCCUGCCUCCGCCUGUGGCGCCUUGGGAUGCGGCGGCAGCGGCGGCGACUGCGCUGCUCAUUGACCGCUCGCCGAUGGCGACUGUUCCUAGCAAUUAUCAGGCCGGUCCUGAGGCCACGCCCAUGCACCGCCUGCCGCCCACGGCGUCGACAGACAAGCUGAGCGGCAAAUACCGCCAAUAUCUACGCACGCAGCAUCGCAUGCAUCCCUACGCAGCAGCAGCGGCGGCGGCCGCCUCCCUCGCAGCAGCAGCGGCCGGCGCCAACUUGGGUCCGGCUUCGUUUGUGCCCUUCGGAACGGCGGCGACGUCGGCGACGGCAGCGGCAGCGCCAACAUUCCAGCAACUGCAGCAAAUCUCCUGCUACAACGUGUGAUCCUCCUCCAACAACAAUAACAGCAACAGCAGCAGCAACAACAACAAUAACUGAGACAGACGCUUACCAAGUAAACGUCAAUGACGUAGAAAACAGAAAGAAAGAAAAAGAAAAUUAACUGCAAAACGCUUUUUGAAUAUCCUGUUAUACUAUUCUCUUAUUCUUUCACUGUAUCCUGUUUUACUGUAGGGCUUGCAAUGUGCCUGGUGUUAAGCAUGUAAACGAAACGAACGGCAUGACAAUAAAAAGAAACGUGCAUAGCCAAAAGAGAGAGCAAAAGCAGAAGCAAAAGAACGGUGCUCUAAGCAUAUGCAUGUGCAUAUGUGUAUCUAUGUCUAUGCAUUGGUAUAGGUAUAACAGCACGCUUAGGGGCCCGAAAAAAGCUUCGCUGAGUGCAGUGUGCAGUGUGCGUGUACGGCGGCAUUUGAUUUGCUUCGCUUUCUAUUUGAGAACAUGAGAACAUAAGAGUAAAACAGAAUUGCAAUUGUGAUAAACUGAAAAGGAAAAGA